Molecule: messenger RNA, 3383 nt
Organism: Rattus rattus (black rat)
Lineage: Eukaryota; Metazoa; Chordata; Mammalia; Rodentia; Muridae
Product: EEF1AKMT4-ECE2 readthrough transcript protein
Exons: 19
Coding region: 19-2670 (883 amino acids)
Biological process (GO): protein processing
Cellular component (GO): plasma membrane
Molecular function (GO): metalloendopeptidase activity; S-adenosylmethionine-dependent methyltransferase activity
Source: RefSeq, a predicted model, not a curated record
AGCCCGGCAGCCGGGAGCAUGGCCUCUCCCCGGACUCCUGUGUCCCCUCCGGAGUUACCCGAAAGGAACUUACAGUACCGCCAAGUCCAAUACUGGGACCAGCGCUACAAAGAUGCGGCCGACUCCGGACCCUACGAGUGGUUCGGGGACUUCGCUUCCUUCCGUGCCCUCCUAGAGCCGGAGCUGUGUCCUGAGGACCGUAUCCUCGUGCUAGGCUGCGGGAACAGUGCCUUGAGCUACGAGCUAUUCCUUGGAGGCUUCCCUAACGUGACCAGUGUGGAUUACUCUCCAGUAGUGGUGGCAGCCAUGCAAGUUCGCUACGCCCAUGUACCCAGUCUACGCUGGGAGACCAUGGAUAUUCGAGCACUGAACUUCCCUAGUGGGUCCUUCGAUGUUGUCCUGGAGAAGGGUACACUGGAUGCCCUGCUGGCUGGGGAGCCAGAUCCCUGGAACGUAUCUUCUGAAGGUGUCCACACUGUGGACCAGGUGCUGAGUGAGGUGGGAUUCCAGAAGAGGACAAGACAACUCUUUGGUUCACACACACAGUUGGAGCUGGUCUUGGCAGGCCUCAUUCUAGUGUUGGCUGCCCUUCUUUUGGGCUGCCUCGUGGCUCUGUGGGUCCAGUACCACAGAGACCCAGUCCACAGCACCUGCAUCACAGAAGCCUGCAUUCGAGUGGCUGGAAAAAUCCUGGAGUCUUUAGACCGUGGGGUGAGCCCCUGUCAGGACUUUUACCAGUUCUCCUGUGGAGGCUGGAUUCGAAGAAACCCUCUACCCAGUGGACGUUCUCGCUGGAACACCUUCAACAGCCUUUGGGACCAGAAUCAGGCCAUACUGAAGCACCUACUUGAGAAUAGCACUUUCAAUUCCAGCAGUGAAGCCGAGCGGAAGACGCGGAGUUUCUACCUGUCCUGCCUGCAGCUGGAGCGCAUUGAGAAGCUAGGAGCCAAGCCACUUCAAGACCUCAUUGACAAGAUCGGUGGUUGGAACAUCACAGGGCCUUGGGAUGAGGACAACUUCAUGGAAGUGCUAAAGGCAGUAGCAGGGACCUAUAGAGCCACCCCAUUCUUCACUGUCUAUGUCAGUGCUGAUUCGAAGAGUUCUAACAGCAAUAUCAUCCAGGUGGACCAGUCUGGGCUUUUUCUACCCUCUCGUGAUUACUACCUAAAUAGAACUGCCAAUGAGAAAGUUCUCGCUGCCUACCUGGACUACAUGGUGGAGCUGGGAAUGCUGCUGGGUGGACAGCCGACCUCCACCCGGGCGCAGAUGCAGCAGGUGCUGGAACUGGAGAUACAACUGGCUACCAUCACUGUGCCCCAGGACCAGCGGCGUGAUGAGGAGAAGAUCUAUCACAAGAUGAGCAUCUCAGAGCUGCAGACUCUAGCACCCUCCAUGGACUGGCUGGAGUUCCUUUCUUUCUUGUUGUCGCCACUUGAGUUGGGUGACUCUGAGCCCGUGGUGGUGUAUGGGACUGAGUAUUUACAGCAGGUGUCGGAGCUCAUUAACCGUACGGAACCAAGCGUCCUGAACAAUUACCUAAUUUGGAACCUGGUGCAGAAGACAACCUCAAGCCUCGACCAGCGCUUUGAGACUGCACAGGAGAAGCUGCUGGAGACCCUCUACGGUACCAAGAAGUCCUGCACCCCGAGGUGGCAGACGUGCAUCUCCAAUACCGAUGAUGCCCUUGGCUUCGCUCUGGGCUCGCUCUUUGUGAAGGCCACAUUUGACCGACAAAGCAAGGAAAUUGCCGAGGGGAUGAUCAGUGAAAUCCGCUCUGCUUUUGAAGAGACUCUGGAAAACUUGGUUUGGAUGGACGAGAAGACCCGGCUGGCAGCCAAGGAGAAAGCAGAUGCCAUCUAUGAUAUGAUUGGUUUCCCUGAUUUCAUCUUGGAGCCCAAAGAACUGGACGAUGUUUAUGAUGGGUAUGAAGUCUCUGAAGAUUCUUUUUUCCAAAACAUGCUGAACCUGUACAACUUCUCAGCUAAGGUGAUGGCUGACCAGCUCCGCAAACCUCCCAGCCGAGACCAGUGGAGCAUGACGCCUCAGACUGUGAACGCUUACUACCUUCCAACCAAGAAUGAAAUCGUCUUCCCUGCUGGCAUCCUGCAGGCCCCCUUCUAUGCUCACAACCACCCAAAGGCUUUGAACUUCGGUGGCAUCGGUGUGGUGAUGGGCCACGAGUUGACACAUGCCUUUGAUGACCAAGGGCGCGAGUAUGACCAAGAAGGGAAUCUGCGGCCUUGGUGGCAGAAUGAAUCACUCACGGCUUUCCAGAAUCAUACAGCCUGCAUGGAAGAACAGUACAACCAGUACCAGGUCAAUGGAGAAAGGCUCAACGGACUCCAGACCCUGGGGGAAAACAUCGCCGAUAAUGGGGGCCUCAAGGCUGCUUACAAUGCAUACAAAGCAUGGCUGAGGAAGCAUGGGGAGGAGCAGCCGCUGCCUGCUGUGGGGCUCACCAAUCACCAGCUCUUCUUCGUGGGAUUUGCUCAGGUGUGGUGCUCGGUCCGCACACCAGAGAGCUCUCACGAGGGGCUGGUGACCGACCCCCACAGCCCUGCCCGUUUCCGAGUGCUGGGCACUCUCUCCAACUCCCGAGACUUCCUUCGGCACUUCGGCUGCCCUGUCGGCUCCCCCAUGAACCCAGGGCAGCUAUGUGAGGUGUGGUAGACUUGGGUGGGGGGAAGAAACGGGCAACUGUGGCCAGGGACUGGGCUUCCAAGCUAGGAGAGAGUGAAGAUCAGCUUACGGUAUGGUCGUCUAGCACAAGUGAGAUGACUCUAGACCCCCACCACCACCACUACCACCACAUUGUGCCUCUGCUUUAGGGGUGCCUGUGCCUCUAGCAGAGAUCCCGCCAUUUACUGUGACAUCCUCUCACGUGUCACCCUGGAGGGAGUCUAGGCAGAAGUGUCAGUUCCCACAGAGAUGACUGUCUCUUUUGGAGUCCAGGCUUACUUAGUUUCAGGGGUUGGGGGCGGGGUCAAGAGGAUAUGCCUGGGGCGUGCCUAUCUCUCCCCAGGGCAUGCUCAGUUCUCCGAGUUGAGCUCAGCUCCCUUCAGCCCACCCUCAGGCUGCCCCCCACCCAUGUUCCUUAUGCUCCUCCUAGUACUGCUGCUGCUCCCCUCCAGGACAGACCAACUGAAGUCAAGUGGAAGGCCAAGGGCUCUUUUGAGUGAGAGGAGAAAUAUGUAUGCACAGUGGGUGCUGCUUCCCUGUGUUUCAAGGUGUGAGUCUCAGGGGUGACUGACUGUCCCCGGGGCCCAGCAGAAAAGCAGAUCUAGUAGAAAAAGAGAAAGUUUAUUUUUGCAGGGAAGAGAGUGGGGAGGGUGUGGUCUUGCCUUUAUAGGACCCGUUGCUAAUAAAUAGAUUCAUAUCAGCCA